This is a messenger RNA of Culicoides brevitarsis, 2948 nucleotides long. It is a transcript of the gene kar, whose product is annotated as monocarboxylate transporter 10. Gene Ontology annotation, cellular component: membrane. NCBI's taxonomy places the organism in Eukaryota, Metazoa, Arthropoda, Insecta, Diptera, Ceratopogonidae. Gene Ontology annotation, molecular function: monocarboxylic acid transmembrane transporter activity. The transcript has 6 exons. The record is from RefSeq and is a predicted model, not a curated record. Bases 553 to 2157 code for a protein of 534 amino acids. Gene Ontology annotation, biological process: transmembrane transport.
CUCGCGUCGUCGUCGUCACAGUUCGGUGCAGAAUUUGAAUAUUAUUUUAGUUUUUCACGUCGUCGACGACAGUCGUGUGUGUAUUUUACUCUUCUCUUCAUGUUUAUAAAAAAAAUAAAAAUAAUUUUUUAUUUCACCAAAAAUUUUCAAAAUAAUUAAAUAAUAACACAUCAACAUCUCGACGACAAACUGUCAGUCACGCAAAAAAUUUUUUUUUAUUAAAUUAAAAGGAGAAGUUAGAAAAAAAAAUUAAUUAAGAACAACCCGCUGUUUGAAAAAAUCGACCUCAAUUGAAGUGCUCUUAUAAUUGGCCUAAAUAAUUAAUUUUUUAAAUCAUUUUUGGUGCUUUAUCGAAGAAACAGUGAGUUUUUAACAGAUAAGAUUCGAUAACACAUUUCCGACUGACGUCUUCGAUUUUUAUUUUUAUUGAACUUCAACUUCAUAAUAUUUGAUUUGAAAAUAUUUUUGUAACUUGAGAAAUUCUAUCGCAUUGCACGUGUCGUCUCGACAACAACUCGAUAAAAAAAUUAUUUAAACAAAAAAUAAAAAAAAAUGUCCGAUACCACAAACAAUUUAUCAUCGAACUUGAUAACGUCCGGCAUCAAAGCGAGCGUUGUGCCGUCCAAGAAUGACACAAACACCGUCAAUAAGCCGGCAUCGGGCGGCGAUACGUCCUCCAGCGAUGAUUCGUUGAAGGAAUUUGAGCCGCCAGACGGGACAUGGCGCGGUUGGGUCAUCAUGUUGUCCGCUUUCCUGUGCAACGGCGUCAUUUUUGGCAUCAUCAACACCUACAGCGUGAUCUAUUUGCGGCUGCAGCAACAACUGGAAGAGAGCGGCGACAAAGAGGCAUCCAGCAAGGCAGCACUUGUGGGGAGUUUGACAAUUGGAUCAACGUUUUUCCUGUCGCCCAUAUCCGGGAUAUUGGUUGACAAAAUAGGAAUACGCAAAACGACGGUUUUGGGUGGCGUUUUAUGCGCUGGUGGCAUGUUCUUUUCGUCGUUUUGUGCCACGAACGUUAUUGCUUUGUACUUCACAUAUGGCGUGUGUUUCGGUUCAGGAGCAGCUCUGGCGUACACCCCAUCCCUGGCAAUUCUCGGACAUUACUUCAAAAAGUACCUCGGCAUCGCCAGUGGCAUCGUCACAGCAGGAUCUUCCGUGUUUACUUGCGCUCUUCCCAUCUUACUUAAUUAUCUCAUCGAGAACACAGGACUUUCGAACACGUUCCGUCUCAUCUCCAUCAUCGCUGGUCUCAUGAUUGUAGCCGGAUUCCUCUUCAAGCCACUUGCACCGCCCCCACCGAAGCCCAUCAAGAAAGAAACUCGUUCGGCAGCUCACAACUUGGCACGAUCUCUCAUCAAUUUCGACAACUGGAAGAAACGGAAAUACGUGAUUUGGGCAUUGUCGAUCCCAAUUGCGCUCUUUGGAUAUUUUGUGCCUUACGUGCACAUUUCGAAAUUUGUCGUGGUGAAUUUUCCGGGAGAAAAUUCGAAUAUUCCGGUAAUGUGUAUCGGGUUUGCGUCGUUUUUCGGACGACUUUUGUUCGGCGUGAUUUCGGAUGUGCCGCAAAUUAACAGGAUUUUGUUGCAACAAGUGGCUUUUGUGAUGAUUGGAUUGAUGACGUUACUUUUGCCGUUGACGGAUUCGUUUUGGUUGCUGAAUGUCUUUGCACUUGGCAUGGGAUUGUUCGAUGGAUGUUUCAUUUCGUUGCUGGGACCGAUCGCUUAUGAUAUUGUUGGCAGUGCCGGAGCGACACAAGCGAUUGGAUUCCUUUUGGGACUUUGUUCCGUGCCUUUGACUAUUGGACCACCGAUUGCUGGUCUCAUUUUCGAUCACACCGGUUCCUACACUCUUCCCUUCGUCCUAGCUGGCCUUCCACCGAUUAUCGGAGCUGUGUGCAUGUGUUCCAUCCAUUUCGUGAAAGAGAGACCUCCAAAGGGAGCAGUUGCUGACACCGAUCCCAAACAUCCCACACAGAACGGCUUCGUGGAUGCAGAAAAUGCAUCCGAAACUAAAACUUUCCUUGAAAAGCCUCUAAUAAUGACAAACCCGAGCACUAACUUUACUACUACCACUACUACAGCCAAAGAAAAAGCCAAAUUUCUCGCUAGUUCAGAAUCAUUAAAUGAUGUAAUUGAUGAAAAUCCAAAAGCGUGCUAAUUUGUUUCACCCAAUCAAAAUAAACUUUAUUAUGACCACAUACAAAAAAAAACUCACAAAAUAUAUAUAAUGUUAAAAUGUGCACCAUUCCGUCAUUAAACUGCCAUGCCAUGCCAUGCCAUCAUUUGUAUCAUCUACUCUAAAUGGUAAAACAAAAAAUAUCAUGAAAAACACAAGGCUUUAUAUAUUUUUAUAAGAGAAUGCAAUUGGUUGAUGGGUAGUUUUUUUUUAUUUAUAUAAUUUUCUUUGCAAAGCUUAAAAAUUAAUAUCAUUUUUACAAAAAAAAAAAAUUACUAACAAAAAGCAUUGUUUGUUAAAAUUUUAGAAUCAUUUGUUUAUUUUUUUUACUAAUUUUUUGUUAUUUAUAAAUAUUUUUUAUUACAUUCAUGUAUACUAAUUAUAAUUUUUAUUAAUUAUAUUUAAUAUUGUAGAUCAAUUUUUUUUUAUUUUUAUCAGAAUCGUAGAUAUUAUUAUGAUAAUUAAUUAGAUAUAUAUUAUUUUUUAUAGAAAAUAUAUAUUAUAUAUAAUGCUCGUACUAUAUUAAAUAAUUAAUAAACAAAAAAAUAUUUAUAAUUAAAAUUGGCCUUAACAUAAAUAUAUAUGGAGCUUUUACACAGGAGCUUAAUAUUGACGAUGAAUGUGAAAUUUUUACAGGUAUUUUCAAGAAAACUUGAUAUUGGAAUGAUAUAUAUGAUAAUCGUCAUGUCAAAAACAUAUAUUAAUAUUAAUCAUAAUGUACUUAUGAUGUCUUAAUAUAUUUAAUUUUUUACGUAACGGUUAUUAUUUUUAUU